Topomyia yanbarensis is the source of this 2957-nucleotide messenger RNA. Its product is annotated as CAP-Gly domain-containing linker protein 1-like. Lineage: Eukaryota; Metazoa; Arthropoda; Insecta; Diptera; Culicidae. The transcript is spliced from 14 exons. Gene Ontology annotation, cellular component: ciliary transition zone. Bases 265 to 2712 code for a protein of 815 amino acids. The record is from RefSeq and is a predicted model, not a curated record. Gene Ontology annotation, biological process: non-motile cilium assembly.
CGCCACAGGCAAAAAAGGGAAAAUGUUACGUACGCCUCUGCGAACUCGCGCACGCCUUCUAGCGUGAAACACGCGCGUGGUCAUGUUUUGUUUGGUUGUUACUCCGGUCACUAUUGGUAACCGAUAAAAAUAUCAACAUUUUGCUAAUAAAUCAAAUAUUCUCGACUCGGUUCGAGAAUAAAAAUUAUGAAAUUUCCUAAAUACUUGUAAUUACAGUACAAUAUUAUUGUGCCAGUUAGUUCAAAUCUAUUGUUCGCAACCGACAUGAGUAACGACGGUGGCCAUAAUGGGAAGAAGCGACCCACUAGUGCUUCACCGUACUCAGAAAAUUUCAAGGUACCGAUGGAUCUGUGUCAGAAGCAUCUAAUUAACCAUCGGUUGGUGGUAUCCAAACUGAGUCGGAAAGAGCUGGAGGAUAAGUACAUCAAUCUGUGCGAUGAGACGUUCACGGUUAAGAAACGUAAUCAGGAGCAGGAACUGGUCAUCAAGAAGCUAAAGACCAAGCUACUGCGGUUGUCCAGCGAGAGUAGUAAGCACCGAUCGAAGGGGGACAUUUCGAGCAACCAUAGCAACAUUCAAAGCUUGGAAACACAGAGGCGAGAACUGCACGACAAAUUGGAAGCUUUGAGGAGAAGUGACGGGAAGAGUUCCCGAGAAAAGCGAGAAGAUUACAACCAACGGUACCGUAGUGCUCGUCGACCUAAGGAGGAGCAACCAACAACCACGGCUGCAUCGGUGUCAAAUGAUAAUGGCAAUGAACGCUACUUUGGUGCUAAUCGGAGUACGGUGGAUUCUUCUUCCGAAGAUGAUCGUACCUCCUCUAGAAGUAGUGAUCACAAGGGUCCGAAAAGCUGUCGAAAUUGUGAGAAGCUAAAAGAGGAAAAAAUUGCCAACGAGGCGGAAUAUGUUAAAAUGAAAAUUGAUAUGAAAUUUUUGAAUAAGGAAAUACAAAACGAGAAGGAAAAAGCUGCGCUCAUUGAGCGUCAACUGGAAGAGAAGUUGUCCUAUGAAAUUAUGCGGCAGAAUGCAGAGGAGAACAUGGAGAUGAUCAACUUAACCCGUCAGUUGAAUGACAUGCAGCGAAAGAUGCAGAAUCAACAGGAAGCGGAAAAACGUGCACUAGACGCUGAACUAGCCAAGCAAACUGAACUCGAACAAAAAAUAAGGAGUGAGAAGGAUAAAAACACUCAUCUGUUUGAUGAAUGUGAGAGGCUGAAGAAAAACAUUGAAAAAUUAAGAGAGCACAUGUCAGAAGUUGAGAUUGAACGAGACUAUCUCAAGCGUCAGCAGGAAAGUUACACUAAGAUAGUUGACGAAAAUAAACUAUUGCGGUACCAGCUGGAAGAAUUGCGUAGGAAAAACGAGGAGCUUGCUAUUCAGAUCCAGACCUUGCAGGAAGAAGAGGCAGUUGCGAAGAACGCCCAAAAGACUUUGCUGGAGAAAUUGAAGUCACUACAGUUGGAUAACGACGCGCUUUCCAUUAUGUUGGAAGGAUUACGUACCGAGAAUGAAGUUUUGGCAGAAGAGAAAACGUUACUAGAGAAAAAUCUGAAUCGUUUGGAAGAUUCCCCUGUAAAAGAUGAUGGCUCCUCACCGCUGCAACGCAUUGAAAUUGGCAUCCAAACUCAACUCGUAAAAAAUGAAGAACAUGUUCAAACUCAAACUCAGCUCGAUGAUAAUAAUGAAAAUGUUGUCUCUCCGGUAUCUCAAAUUCCUAUCCGUCAUUUAACAAAAGCUCAUAUUAAGGAAACUACCGAAUCACCACCAAAGAUUCGAGAAAAUGAAUCCGACUGGGAUCAUCGGCGAAUGUCUGUGAAACGUGUUGGCAUCAACAUCAGGGAGAAGACUCAAUUGCUGGAGCAGAAUGCUAGAAGUUCGGAGCCGAGCUGUGGGAAUGCUGCCCUUCUGGUGUCCAACGCGACCAGCAUGAUAGCGACAAAACUGAGAGAAAAGUUCAAAUCAUACGACAUUCAGUCGAAUCCCUAUACACCAGCGAGGCCAUCGCUCAUAUCUACCGCUUCAAUAACAUCGUCAGAUCGGAGGAGAAUAUCUUUUCAAAGGGCAGAAUACGCGGCCACUGAAAAUGCAUCGGGCACAUCGGACCUCACAGAACCCCCCAACGGGAACGAGAUGCGCAAAAAUUACGCGGGACUGUUUGGCCACUCUCCAGAGAUGCAACAGCGAAUACGCGCAUACUCCAAGGUAAUGGAACAAAAGCACUCGGAGCAAAUAGCCAUCGAGAUCCUUACGAUCCGGUGGGAGAAAAAGGCACUGGACAAACUGUUUACCCUGAACGUACGGGACAUUUACGUCGAGCUUGUUGGAUUUCUCGAUAUGAGGGGCUACCAAGUGGAGACCAAACUGGUCUCGAUAUCGACGAAUGAGUCGCUUGAACUAGCUUUCAACUAUAGCUUUGUGGUUGAUCUUGACGAAAAGAAGCACCCCAAACGACGGGAAUUACUGCGAAAGAUGCUGCAACCGAGUGAAGACGAUACACUGAAGUUUAUCGUGGUACAUGAGAAACAAACUGACUGCGCGGAAAUCGGGUAUGCUAAAGUUAAACUGAGACAUGAAAUACAAGAACCCAAGGUCGAAAAUAUCAAAACGAUUGAUGCACCGAUUUUCUCCAUAACGGAUCCGGGAGAAGAAAUUGGAACAUUGCAAAUUGUCGUGAAGGGUAUUAGUUUGUUGAAGAUGAAGUUUUGGGCAUAGUCCAUUAUAGUUUAUGCCAAAUUCACAUGUGCCAACACAAUGAAAGUCUACGCCAUCUGAUGACAGCAUUGGAACCAAUCAAUGAAAUUAAACUACUGAUUGCUGGCAUCCAAGUGAAUUGCUAGAUACUGAGGGUGCUUUUGACUAUGUGUCCUUCCAGUCUACGUUGGAUAAACGCAAUGCUUAGUAACCGCAUUAUUUGCUCAUCACUGAGACAUGCAGAGAUAAGAAAGUUGAGUACGAGU